Centrocercus urophasianus (Greater sage-grouse) is the source of this 2353-nucleotide messenger RNA. It is a transcript of the gene TMEM120B, whose product is annotated as transmembrane protein 120B. Lineage: Eukaryota; Metazoa; Chordata; Aves; Galliformes; Phasianidae. The coding region runs from base 784 to 1662 and encodes 292 amino acids. Gene Ontology annotation, cellular component: nuclear inner membrane. The record is from RefSeq and is a predicted model, not a curated record. Gene Ontology annotation, biological process: fat cell differentiation. The transcript is spliced from 15 exons.
GUGCAGCUGGAGCGAUGCUGCGGGGAGUGGCGGGAGCUGGACGAGGAGUUCCGGCAGCUGCAGAGCUAAUAUUGAACUUCCACAUGGCAAUAAGGCAUCUGGCUUGCAGAGGGUCCUGAUGCAAACUGUGACGUACCCAACUAGGUGUUCAACUUGUACAGGAAACACACAAAGUUUACAGGCAGAAACUGGAGGAAGUCACCAGCUUGCAGACAGCCUGCAGCAGCUCCAUCCACCGGCAGAAGAAGACAUUAAGGGACCUGAAGCACAGCCUGCAACGGAAGAGCAGCAGUGGUGCCAGGUGGGGCCACGCAGAGCCCUCCUCUCAUACAGCGCUGCCCAGCUGCACUCCUUGCCCUUCCUAAAAUACACAAUUUCAGCAGAGGGGAAGCAGCAAGAGAAAUGAGCCACGGGACCCUUCUCCACCUCGUUGUCUUCCGUCCAAGCUACCAUUGAUUAUGGAGGGGCUGCACUGACCUUUCAGUUUAAAUGAGUUUGACAUGCUUUCACUGGUGGCUCUGGAGGGUGUGUGAGGUCAUUUCUUUUGUUUGUUUCUGAAGGCUGUACAGUGAGCUUUUGUCUUUCAUGAGAAGUUUAUGGUGUCUUGCUAGGAUCAGUUUGGAUGCUGUAAGGGCAGUGCCUGAGAUGCAUACAAACUUCCCAAAGUGGAAGGAGCUCCUACAAAACUGCAUAUUGUGUUUGAAGUGCUUUGUUUUGGAAGAGGUGUGGAGUUCUGUCGCUAAAGAAGCUGGUUUGUAAAACAGCCAGUUGAAAUAACCUACAAUGACAGAUACCAGGUGCAAGCCCAGAGCUACUCCUGAAGAAUUUGCUCUUAUAGAGCAGAUCAGCACCCAGAUCAAAGAGAGGCAAAAUGCCUUCUUUGACAUGGAAGCCUACUUGCCAAAGAAAAACGGUUUAUACUUAAAUCUGGUGCUGGGAAACGUGAAUGUAACCCUCCUGAGUAACCAAGCAAAGUUCGCCUACAAAGAUGAGUAUGAGAAGUUCAAACUGUAUCUCACAAUUAUCUUGUUACUUGGGGCCGUGGCCUGCAGAUUUAUUCUUCACUACAGGGUGACAGAUGAAGUGUUCAACUUUCUGUUGGUGUGGUAUUACUGCACGCUGACGAUACGGGAAAGCAUUCUCAUUAGCAAUGGAUCAAGGUGUGAUGAGUCUGCAUGCGGGUUUGCUGCUGGGAUCAAAGGCUGGUGGGUGUCCCAUCACUAUGUCUCCACGUUCCUGUCUGGAGUAAUGUUAACAUGGCCAGAUGGACUCAUGUAUCAAAUGUUUCGCAGUCAAUUUUUAGCAUUUUCAAUAUUUCAGAGCUGUGUUCAGUUCCUACAAUAUUAUUAUCAAAGGGGCUGCCUGUAUAGGCUCCGUGCUUUGGGGGAGAGAAACCACCUGGACCUUACAGUAGAAGGAUUUCAGUCCUGGAUGUGGCGGGGACUGACUUUUCUUCUUCCCUUCUUGUUCUGUGGACAUUUCUGGCAGCUAUAUAAUGCAAUCACACUUUUUGGGUUGUCCAGGCAUAAAGAGUGCAAAGAAUGGCAGGUUUGUGUGCUGGCUUUCACAUUUCUGCUGCUCUUCCUUGGGAACUUCCUCACUACUCUCAAAGUGGUGCACACUAAGCUGCAGAAGAACAAAGACAAAAUGAAGAAACUGUGAACCCUCCAGGGGGUGCUGGGUGCCAACACUGGAGCUCGCUGUCCCUGUGCGCACAGCAGGCGCUCGGCGUUGGACGGAGCUCCUUAAUUGCUGCUGCAUUGUGAAUGGACUCUGAGGAACUCAUCUGUCCCGUGUUUGGUGAAGGAUGUGGGCUCUUCCAGCACAGACUCAGCAUAUUAUGCAAGCAUGGCUCUCCAGUUUACAGUCCUGCUAUUUAUGUGUAUUUAAUACCAAACGUGUUUGCAUUGGGUUUUUCUGUAUAUUUAGCAGCAUGCACCUGCUCGGCAAGAAACCAGCAUUGAGAGAAUGUGGGAUCUACUGUAAUUCCAGUCCUGGAAUGAUAUUUAACACUUUCCAGUUUUAUUAUUUAAACUCUAGUAUGGAAUUUUGCAAAGCUUUAUGAACACUCCAGGUUGAUCAGUAAUACAGACUGAAUGCUGUUUUUAAAAAGCAUUUGUUUCAGGCAUUUUCAGUGGCAAUACUAAUCUGUGUGUACUGUGGAAAAAUGCCCAUCUUUGUACCAUAUUGCUGCUAUAUACACUUCUAAGAAGCUAUUUAAAGAAAUCUUCUUAAAAACAAGCAAGCAAAACCAGUUGUUAAAUGGCAGGGAAUUCUGCUAGCCCUCUUUGAGAGGGAUCAGGUAAUCUGUCCAAGCCUGGAAAAAAACUUAAAAUAAACCAUACAAUAUGCA